This is a messenger RNA of Polypterus senegalus (gray bichir), 2247 nucleotides long. RefSeq names its product synaptotagmin XV (gene syt15). Gene Ontology annotation, biological process: calcium-ion regulated exocytosis; regulation of dopamine secretion; regulation of calcium ion-dependent exocytosis. Gene Ontology annotation, molecular function: syntaxin binding; clathrin binding; calcium-dependent phospholipid binding. The transcript is spliced from 4 exons. Lineage: Eukaryota; Metazoa; Chordata; Cladistia; Polypteriformes; Polypteridae. The record is from RefSeq and is a predicted model, not a curated record. Bases 275 to 916 code for a protein of 213 amino acids.
UUUUCUGUGUCCUCCUCAUAUCUGCAUUGGGUUUUCCUGUGAGAUUUUUCUGCUACAUCCAAGGAUGUGCAAGUUUCAUUGGUGAUUGUCAACUGGUCCCACAGGAGUAUGUGUGGGUGAAUGCGCGAUUGAGCCUUGACUUUGACUGUCACCCUAUGUUGGAUUGGGUCCUGCCUUGCGCCAAAUGUUGAUGGAAUAGGCUUCAGUUCCCUGCAAGAAUAAAUUGGAUUAAAUGGGUUUGAGAAUGUCAUAAUCCUACAUAAAAUAAAAAUUAAUGGAUAUGCUUAUAUCAGUCUGUUAUUACUUGAAAUCUGUUGCUCAGGUGUCCAGCAAGAUUUUACCCCAGAGGACCCUGCAGAUCUCACUCUUCAUCAUUGACAAGCAGAAGAGGCACCAACCAAUUGGCUACAUUAACUAUGAUAUGAAGGACAUGGCAGAAGGCACGUUGCUCUGGAAAGAUUUGGAGGGCGGGAUCAUGGAGACAUCCUCAGACAUUGCAGAACUCCAGGCAUCUCUUAACUACAAUGAAAACCUACAGCGCCUUACGGUGGUUGUACUUAGAGCGAGAAAUCUUCACUUGUCCGGAACAAAAGAAGAGAUUAUCCUGAAGGUGUGUCUACAAGGCCAAGAUGAGAUGGUGAAAACAAAGAAAACAUCUGUAAAAAAGGGCGAGCCAAUCCUCAUCUUCAAUGAGAAGUUUUCUUUCCAACUGCCCCCAUCCAGGCUAGAUCGCACCUGCCUCUGCUUGUCAGUCUAUGAAGGGAUAUGUUUUGUGGGUUGUGUACUGCUGGGACCAUACAUGUACGCACGUGGAAAAGAGCUUGAUCACUGGACGGAUAUGAUCAGCAAGCCCAAGGAGCUGGUAAAGGAAUGGCAUAUUCUCAAAAAGACAGCUGAGAGCAAAGGCAGUUUCUAGACAAAACACUAUUGCUCUUUUGAAUAACUUGUACAGAGACCUAUUAAGCCAAGGUCGCCAAUACAAUACAUCAUUAGCAAUGAUGUAAUAAUUUGAUCUGGACACCAGGAUCUUCAUGUUCCAUGAAAUCAGUGUCCACUGGCAUGUAACUGCAGUUUGAACCUUUGAAUCUCAUGUUAUUAGACUGCCGCUGCUUUCCGAAAGAGGGUAGGAUUACUUCCAUGGAAUGGGUAGCCACCUACUGCAUAUCCAUAUGUGUCCAUUAGAGUCUGCAAUGCCAGAACUAAGGCUACUUAUUUUGAAGACAUUGAAUAAACCAGCUUAAUAUUCAGAUUCAGGCAUGAUUCAGAGGCAUUGAAUUAUUUAGAUCCAAUAGUACCCAGUACUCUUGAGAUAUAGGCCAGCCAUGGUUAUAAGCAAAUGACCAGCAGCAUCUAACUUUAUCCAGUAUACUUCAACAAGUGGUCACUUGAUUUUAAAUCAGUGACUGUCAAUGUCCAUCUGCAGAUACUGCAGUGAUUGCCAGUGAUCUCAAAUAUUCUCAUAUUGUUACAAGAUGCUGUCCAAAUAGCCUUUAACAUCAAACAUAAUCUUCUGUUUUAAUAAUUGUGAGCUUCCAUGGCAAUUCUUUCGACUGAAGAAAAAUGGUCUUAAAGAUCCCAUUGAUGACAUUUAUCUAUUAUACAUGCCUGCUCAAAUAGUAGAGAUAUAGGAAGGCAAGGCCUGUUCAUACCAUUUGGCACAAGGUAAGAAAUGACCUUGGUUGGCCUGCCAGUCUAUGAGAGCACAAAUUCCCUCACAUGAGCACAAUUUUUGAAAUCAACAUCAACAGCAAAAUCCAGAUAAUGACAGGAAUGAGAUCAGAGUCAACACUCGGAGGGGUAUGAAGCAUCUGCAUUAUAGCUUGAGACAAUGAAAUUUAAUUGCAACUAAUACACUAAGACAAGUAAUCUUUGAUGCCUAUUACAGAGACUGGUAACAGACUGCUUCUGUUGUAAAGCAAUAUAUAAUCAACAACUCAUCCUGGUGAUCAACAGCCACCUCAAAGCUUUAACUUCUAUUGCUUCCUGCAAACAGAGUACUAAGAGGACUUGUCAGUAAAAUUAAAGCUGAGGAUGUUUCCUUUUCUUAGAUUUGACUUGAAAACCUCAAGAAAUUUCUGAAAUUUUGUGCUUAGCAGUACAGUGGGAGAAGAUACUGUAUUUGGAACCCAAACCCCACAACCAUGUUGAACUUUCUUCUCUCCAACAUUUCAUUCAAAUAAAUUAUUAGCAUUUAACUAUGCUGUCAUGGUAAUCUUUGGCUUGGACCACAUUUUUGCUCUGUUUUUA